Molecule: messenger RNA, 1878 nt
Organism: Lactuca virosa
Lineage: Eukaryota; Viridiplantae; Streptophyta; Magnoliopsida; Asterales; Asteraceae
Source: the annotation of a GenBank genome assembly
AUGAUCUCCUUCAACCUAUUUCUACAACUACUUCUAUCGACAAUCCUGUUUUCUUUCGCCGCCGCCGCCGAUAUUCGACCAGGUCAAUCUCUCUCCGCUGCAAACCCAAACGAAAAAUGGAACUCACCCAAUCAGACCUUCUCUCUUGGCUUCAUCUCCGAAACCCCCGACGCACACUUUGCUGCCAUCACCUACAACAACAUAUCAGUCUGGAAAGCCGGAGGAGAUGCCGGCGUAGCCGACUCCACCGCCUCCCUCACCUUCCUCCCCGACGGUAAUCUCCGUCUCGUCAACGGCUCAUCCGGCUCCGUCGUCUGGCAGUCCAAUACAGCCGGUCGUGGCGUCACAGUAGCUGCACUUGAUGAUUCAGGUAAUUUCGUCCUCCGCAACGGAUCCGUUUCUGUAUGGAGUACAUUCGAUAAUCCCUCAGACACCAUACUUCCCGGCCAGAAUUUCACAGUGAAUAAUGUUUUGCGUUCUGGGCUUUACUCCUUUCGAUUGGUUAAUUCUGGGAAUUUAACUCUUAGAUGGAACGAUUCCAUUGUCUACUGGACUUUAGGGUUGAAUUCCUCCAUCAACACUAACCUAACUUCACCAAGUUUAGGGCUCCAACCAAUCGGGAUUCUAUCUCUUUCAGAUCCGAUGCUUUCCACUUCCGUAAUCAUGGCUUACAGUAGCGAUUAUGCUGAAGGCCCUGAUAUAUUCAGGUUCACCAAAUUAGACAACGAUGGUAAUCUGAGAAUUUACAGCUCCUCAUUGGGUAAUGCCGGCAAUCAAUUCAUGAGAUGGGCUGCUGUAAGCGAUCAAUGUCAGGUAUUCGGGUACUGUGGCAAUCUGGGUAUUUGUAGUUACAACGGUUCAAAUCCUGUAUGCGGCUGUCCAUCACAGAAUUUCGACCCGAUUGAUCCCACCGACGGUCGGAAAGGGUGCCGGAGGAAGGUCGAAAUCGCAAACUGCCCAGGUAGCGCAACAAUGUUAGAGCUCGAUAACGCCAAGUUCUUGACAUACCCACCGGAGUUAUCAUCUCAGGUAUUCUUUAUCGGGAUUUCCGCUUGCAGAUUAAAUUGUCUCGUUAGUGGUUCCUGCAUCGCAUCCACCUCCUUGUCAGAUGGCACAGGGUUGUGUUACUUAAAAGUCCCAAGCUUUGUGAGUGCGUAUCAGUCGCCGGCGCUACCAAGCACCUCCUAUCUCAAAGUCUGUGGACCCGUAACACCAAACCCAUCUCCCACUUCCGAGAACGGAAAACGAUGGAAGCUCCGUCCAUGGAUAGUAAUUGUGGUGGUUAUCGGCACUUUAUUAGGAUUAAUCCUCGCGGAACUCGGUUUAUGGUUCUGGUGUUGUAAAAACAGCCCAAAACUCGGGGUGUUAUCAGCCCAAUAUGCACUUCUGGAUUACGGGAUGGUUUUGUUGGAGAUUGUGUCCGGGAGACGGAAUUUUGAGGUUUCGGAUCGGACCAACCGGAAAAAGUUUUCGGUUUGGGCUUACGAGGAGUUUGAAAAGGGGAACAUGGAUUCGGUUAUUGACCCGAAGAUUUUGACCCAUGAAUUCGAUAUGGAUCAAAUUCGGCGGGUGAUUGAAGUGAGUUUUUGGUGUAUUCAAGAACAACCAUCACAAAGACCGAUGAUGGGGAAAGUGGUUCAGAUGUUGGAAGGGGUGACCGAGAUUGAGAAACCACCUGCCCCGAAGGUUGGGUCAGCCAUAGACGGGUCGGUUGCUGGGACUAGCACGUAUAUGAGUAGCAGUGUCUCGACCUUAGCACCAUCGGUGCAGCCACCCUCAUCGUCUUCUUCUCUUCAGACUCCAAAGGCGUCGUCGUUUGCUUCGGGGAUGAAUAUUGAGAGGGCAUCAUCGUCAUUGUUGCAAUCGGUCACUAUGUGA